Molecule: messenger RNA, 3024 nt
Organism: Myodes glareolus (Bank vole)
Lineage: Eukaryota; Metazoa; Chordata; Mammalia; Rodentia; Cricetidae
Source: RefSeq, a predicted model, not a curated record
GUGUGUGCGGCUGGAAGAUGGCGCCCUCGGGCCCGGGCGGUGUGCGGCGGCGGUGCCGGCGGGUGCUCUACUGGAUCCCGGUGGUUUUCAUCAGCCUGCUCCUGGGCUGGUCCUACUACGCCUACGCUAUCCAGCUGUGCAUAGUGUCCAUGGAGAACAUUGGUGAACAAGUUGUGAGCCUCAUGGUUUAUCAUCUACUCUUUGCAAUGUUUGUCUGGUCAUACUGGAAAACCAUUUUUACACUGCCCAUGAAUCCUUCAAAAGAAUUCCAUCUCUCUUAUGCAGAGAAAGAACUGCUGGAGAGAGAGCCAAGAGGAGAAGCCCAUCAGGAAGUUCUGAGGCGAGCAGCCAAAGACCUUCCCAUCUAUACCCGGACCAUGUCCGGAGCAAUCCGAUAUUGUGACAGAUGCCAACUUAUAAAACCCGACCGCUGCCAUCACUGUUCCGUCUGUGAUAAAUGUAUUUUGAAGAUGGAUCAUCAUUGCCCAUGGGUGAACAAUUGCGUUGGAUUUUCAAAUUACAAAUUCUUCCUCCUUUUCCUGGCGUAUUCUCUGCUGUACUGCCUUUUCAUUGCUGCUACAGAUUUACAGUAUUUUAUCAGGUUUUGGACAAAUGGUCUGCCUGAUACUCAAGCCAAGUUCCAUAUUAUGUUUUUAUUCUUUGCCGCGGCUAUGUUUUCUGUCAGCUUGUCUUCUCUGUUUGGUUAUCAUUGUUGGCUAGUCAGCAAAAAUAAAUCUACGUUAGAGGCAUUCAGAAAUCCAGUAUUUAGACACGGAACAGAUAAGAAUGGAUUCAGCUUGGGUUUCAGUAAAAACAUGCUGCAAGUGUUUGGUGAUGAGAAGAAGUACUGGCUGCUACCAAUAUUUUCAAGUCAAGGUGAUGGCUGUUCUUUUCCAACUUGCCUUGUUAACCAGGAUCCCGAACAACCGUCCACUCCCGCAGGACUAAAUUCGACAGCGAAAAAUCCUGAAAACCAUCAGUUUCCUGCAAAGCCAUUGAGAGAGUCCCAGAGCCACCUCCUGACGGAGUCUCAGACUUGGACGGAGAGCAGCUCGAACCCUGGAAAAGGCAAAGCCGGUAUGAGCAACCCUGCACUAACUAUGGAGAAUGAAACUUAACUCUACAACCGAACAUGAAAUCACUUUUAUGAAGUACCAAGGCUGUGGAAGGAUGGAACAGGCUUCCCACAGAAAGGCACUGUUGACCAAUUAUCCCUAUAUCCCUUUGGCUAAAUAUGCAAUUUUCUUCAUCAGUGAUGUGAAUCCAACCCAGCGGUAUGAAGAAUUUUGAGGAGUCAUUACCAAACUGACACUUAGAGCAGAACACAGUUUAGUCCAAUAUAAACAGCUAUAACUAAAAAAAUUUCUUUAAAAGCAACUAAAAAGAAACUACUUUCUGCUGAAAACUAAGAAAAAGUUAAAGGACCAGUUUUCAUUCAGGGUUGUACAAUUUAACACAUAAUCCCAUUAGUCAUUCAAUACUCUCUUUCAGAAAAUGUAGAUUACUCUUCAAAUUUUAAAUUUUUCAAGUCACGGUAUAAUGCUAAGUUGUAUUCAGAAGUGGUAAGGAGUUUCCCUCUGAUGUGAAUCUGGCCUCAGACGCGGCAACUGCAGUGAAUAUGAAUUCAUCACGAAGGUCAAGUAACCCACGAGUGAAGGUUUCCAUCCAUUUGUGGAAGGUUCAACUCUAAUUCUAGACUUUGUCUCCCAUUGGAAAAUUGGUAUGAACAAUGAAGCUUGGGUUCACUGUUCAAAGCAAUUGGAUAAAACCUUUUGUCACAGCUAAUACAGUGUUUUGACAAAGAACUUAUAUCAGAAAUUUAUUUUCAUGUCUUUUAAUUUGAAGUCAGAGGGAAUUUCGGCUAAUUAUUAUGAAGAUCGCUUAGUAACACUAUUAUUGGUCUCGAUGUUAUAAAACUUGUUUUUUUUUAACUGCUUGCCCUAUUUUAUGGUGACUUUACUGAGUUCUAAGCAUUUCUGAUGGAUCAGCAGAUUAUUCAUCUAAUGCAUCUCUAUCAUCUCUGCGUCUUUUCAUCAAAACUGUGAUCAUUGGGAUAUAUUUUUCCUCAAAUAACUAUCAGAAUUAAAUUAUGCAAAUCAUUUAAAAAUCAUAUACUUUUGGAAGUUUAGUUUACCAUAAACUAAACAGUGUGCUUUUUGGAAAUGUAGCUUAAGGUAAACUAAACUGUGUUUAAUGACGCCAAAAUAUUUGGCCUCAGUAAAUAAACUCAGACGCUUUGUGCCUUGUAUGCACUAUUUACACAGAGAAAAAAAGUCUCAUUAAAUAAAAAUCUUGGAAGUUUUAUAAAUUAGUCAUUAGAAUAGUGAACUGUGUGGUUUCUUUGGUACUAAUUUUGAGGAUUUCAAGUAGAUUAGCUUUUUAAAAAACUAAGUAAUUGGCGUAAGCCAGAAUUCACUAUAAACAAAAGCCAAGGAGGUAAUAGUAAAAUGAGAGAUCCUUGCAAUUCCUCCUCCUAGAGUUCUAUGUUGAAUGAGCUUACGGAAGAACGGACGUCACCCCGUUCCGUCCAUUCCGUGCUUCACGUGGGUGCCGCCCUUCCAUGAAGGAGGGUGAUGGCUGCAUUCACAUAGUUCAAGCUGGAGAGUUGAAUCUGACAAUCCACUCUGAAAGUCUCAGAGCAUAAGAUACGCUUUCCCCACUGUCUUCAAGCAUGUUUUGGUCAUUUGUCAUUACCUGAAGUGCCAGACUGGAGCACAGAGCUCCUGUAAGCAGUCUUUUGGGCAGCAGCAUGUGGCGUAGUAGAACUAUGCAGCAGGUUUUCCUCAUAGCACAGUGCCCCCUUCUCCAUUUCCCACGACAGGAUUCUGUUAGGCAUUUCCUUCCGUCAAACCGGAAGCUGGUGGGGAUGGGUGUGGGUUUACAUUUUACCCUGCUAGAAUACUGUUAUGUCUCCUCUCUGUAGGUCGUUUCUGUGCUUAUUUAAAUACCUGAGUCCGUAUACCUUAGAGCCAAAUUGGAAAAUAAUUUGAAAAAUAAAUUUUUUUCAUUAUGUUGUAAUGGUUA